Suhomyces tanzawaensis NRRL Y-17324 is the source of this 996-nucleotide messenger RNA. RefSeq lists its product as uncharacterized. The record is from RefSeq and is a predicted model, not a curated record. NCBI's taxonomy places the organism in Eukaryota, Fungi, Ascomycota, Pichiomycetes, Serinales, Debaryomycetaceae. The transcript has a single exon. The coding region runs from base 91 to 768 and encodes 225 amino acids.
UUUUGUUCCGGAUACAGGUGAAAAACCAAGGAAGAAUUUUCAUUGGCUGCGAAUCACGUGGUUCUCAAGCUUAUACGCACGUGAUGUGUCAUGUGCUAUUUUGUGGUGGUUGGUGCAAAUAUUGCAACCACUUCAAUGAACACUAUCAACUUCCUUGAGCCCCAUACCGUGAAUACUAUAGAGUUGGAGAGGGAGAAUGACAUUGAAUUUGUAGCGAAAUACCUGGAGAAAACAAUUUCAAAUGUUAAUUCUACAAAUUAUGGAAAAUCACUGAUUCUGGAUCUAGAGAUGGUUUAUAGAUGCGGUGAAUUAAAUCUACAGAGUAAAUUGAUGGAAUUAGAGCAACCGAAAAUUACGAGAAAGUCCCGCAUCAAGCAAUUAUUUCUAAGAAUUGGCCUAAGUGAUCAUCUAAGCUUCCUUGACUUCUUCACCAAAAAGAGCAGACGCAAACAAGACGAGCCAACCGUUGUUCCAACUCCUCAGGCAUUACUUGACGCACUUUAUCCUCGAUAUACAGUGAUCAACGAGGUAGAGACAGAAUUGCUUAGUGGGAAGUCGAGAAUACUCCCGGGCAGUCCAGCUUCGCAUUCCUCAAAUUCAAUCAGUCUGGUUAAAAACAUAUCGUUGGGGGCAAUGGACUACAGUGGAAUACUGCAGGAGCCACUACUAUCGAAUGUCUCACUUGAAGUGGACAAUUUGACACCCAUCGCGAGCCCCGUCAACUUGGUGUUAUUACAAUCCUCGGAGGCAGACAACUUUCUCCCAUGAGCGAUUCUAUGCGGAACCCGAGGUCUUUCAUCACCGCUGUUUGCGACCCUGAUGUCCCAUCUUCGGGCCAUCGUACCGCCACCAAUUCACGCAAUGAUAUCAUUACCCAUAUUCACGAAGCUGGUGGUAUUGGGGUCUACCCAUUCACAUAUUUUUAACGUAUCGUAUCCAGAAGGUUCCAUUGGAAACCGAAUUCCCACCCAUGGUAUCUCGUUUCGUGCCAUUAAU